This is a messenger RNA of Teleopsis dalmanni, 511 nucleotides long. RefSeq lists its product as uncharacterized. The transcript has 2 exons. Lineage: Eukaryota; Metazoa; Arthropoda; Insecta; Diptera; Diopsidae. The coding region runs from base 78 to 467 and encodes 129 amino acids. The record is from RefSeq and is a predicted model, not a curated record.
CUUUUGAGGUAAUAAAACCUUAACGAUUUUUCAUCUACGGAUAUUAUUGAUUGUUAUCAACACUAUAAGUAAAAAAGAUGUUAUUUUUUAUUUUAAUUGCUAUAGUCUUUGGCAGUAAUGCACAAAUGAUUAUAGAUCAGAUACCAGAGGGUUCUUAUCUCUAUCCUGGUCCAGUUUAUGUGAACCAGCCUAUACAAGUAAAAGCUGCUGAUGUUAUAACAAAAGAUGACAGUAUGGAACCUAAACCAGUCUUGUACCAUUUUAUAACAGAUUAUCCACAUCCAGCGAUACCAAACAAUAACUAUAUCAAACCUGGACAACUAGUUGCAAAUAAAGCAGUUGAAUCACCACUAAUUUUUAUUAAAAACUAUGCUAAGGAACCAGGCUUGGAAAUCAAACAAAAGAAAAAUAUUUUGUACGCUGCUGUUCCCGUACUCAACACUGUUCCAAGUGAAGAGAAUAAAUAAUUAACAAAAAUAUUUUAAAAUAAUAUAUAAAGAAAUAUUUCUUA